AAAACAUCGCCAUCAUCAAAUCAAAUUCAAACAUGAUAAAAAUGACAAAUUUUGAAUGGGACAUAAAUGAUACACAGAUUCCUGAUGUAACAAAAUUUGAUGAAUUUCAAGAAUGGACGGAUGGUCAUUGUAAAUUUGUAUAUCGUUUGGAUUGUGAAGAAGCACGAAGACAUUCAAGUGGAUGGGCAAUGCGUAAUACAAAUAAUCAUAAUGUUAAUAUAUUGAAAAAAUCAUGUUUAGGUGUAUUGAUUUGUUCCAAACAAUGUCAAAUGGAAAAUGGACAAUCAAUACAUUUACGGCCAGCAAUUUGUGAUAAAGCAAGAAAAAAACAACAAAAUAAAUCCUGUCCAAAUCGUCAUUGUAAUGGUCGGUUGAUUGUACAACCAUGUAAAGGACAUUGUGGUUAUCCGGUAACACAUUUUUGGCGUCAUACAAAAUUUGCUAUAUUUUUUCAGGCAAAAGGUAAUCAUGAUCAUGUACGACCUGAACCAAAAUCCAAAAUUGAUGCUCGUGGUUUUGGUAUUAAAUAUUGUAAAUCAAUGUUAUCCGCAUCUGCAUCUGCAAAAUCAUCGAUUCUAUCCACGACAGCAACUUCAUCGUCAUCUUUAUUUGCUAUUCAGGUAAUGAGAAUUUUAACAUCUGAACAUCUUUGA
Molecule: messenger RNA, 653 nt
Organism: Dermatophagoides pteronyssinus (European house dust mite)
Lineage: Eukaryota; Metazoa; Arthropoda; Arachnida; Sarcoptiformes; Pyroglyphidae
Biological process (GO): gliogenesis; regulation of transcription by RNA polymerase II
Cellular component (GO): nucleus
Molecular function (GO): DNA-binding transcription activator activity, RNA polymerase II-specific; RNA polymerase II cis-regulatory region sequence-specific DNA binding
Source: RefSeq, a predicted model, not a curated record